This is a messenger RNA of Cervus elaphus (red deer), 1389 nucleotides long. It is a transcript of the gene ZFP42, whose product is annotated as ZFP42 zinc finger protein. Gene Ontology annotation, cellular component: transcription regulator complex; PcG protein complex. The record is from RefSeq and is a predicted model, not a curated record. The transcript has 2 exons. Lineage: Eukaryota; Metazoa; Chordata; Mammalia; Artiodactyla; Cervidae. The coding region runs from base 197 to 1099 and encodes 300 amino acids. Gene Ontology annotation, biological process: regulation of transcription by RNA polymerase II. Gene Ontology annotation, molecular function: DNA-binding transcription factor activity, RNA polymerase II-specific; RNA polymerase II cis-regulatory region sequence-specific DNA binding.
GUUGAUUUUAACCCUGUGUGGGGAGCUCUCGUAGCAGUUUCUUCUACAUCUGACCUUCGAAAGGACUUGGAAUAGGAGAUAGAGUGCUUCGCGGUAGCAUGGGUGCUUGCUGAAGACAAUUCAGGCUGAGCACUCCUACCUGGAAGUGGUUAUCUAUCCUGGUGUAAACCUUCAGAGAGGGAAUUAACAGGACACCAUGGACCAGCAACUGAAGAAAAGGGGAACGACACCUAGCCAGAAAGGCCUGGGUAGAAGAGCUGCCAGUAGGGACAAGUCGCUGCCAGCCCAGCAGGAACCUCCUGACACGACAUGGAUCUUAUGUGAUGACGAUGUGUGCUAUGAGACUAGCUUCCGGGUUGUCGAAGAGGAUUCCUUCUCUGACUGUUACAUAGAAUGCAUAAUAAGAGGUGAGUUUUCUGAACCUAUCGUGGAAGAGGACCCACUCCUUCAGUCCUUUGAAUGUCUGAAAGAAGGACCAAAACAAGACCUUUCUCAACAGGUUCUUGCGGCAAGCUCACUUCUUGAAUGUUCCUUGGAAUACAUGAAAAGGGACGCAAAACAAGAACUUCCUCAACAGAUUGCUGGAGAGAAUCCACUUCUUGAGUUUUCUGAGUACAAGCCAAGCAAGAAGCUUCCUCCCAGAGGAAUACCCAACGUGGACUUUUCAGAACCUAAACAGUUCAUGGGAUGUACAAGAAGCAAGCCAAGUACAAAUAAAGAAUAUGGUGCUCCAGAAAAACAUGUCUGUCCUCACGAUGGAUGCAUAAGAGAGUUCAAGAAUAAAACAUCCCUGAGAAAGCAUCUUCGAGUUCAUAAUCCCCGAGAUCAUGUGUGUGCAGAAUGUGGGAAAGCCUUCAAGGAAAGUGCAAAGCUAAAAAGACAUUUUCUGGUUCAUACUGGAGAGAAGCCAUUUCCAUGCACUUUUGAAGGGUGCGGAAAACGCUUUUCCCUGUCCUUCAACUUGCGUACACACGUGCGCAUCCACACUGGGGAGAAACCUUUUGUGUGUCCUUUUGUAGGCUGCCGCAAGAAAUUUAUUCAGUCAAAUAACAUGAAAGCCCACCUCUUGACUCACGCAAAGGCCAACAGGAGUCUGUGAGAAAAGAUUAAAAAAUAAUCAUCAAACAGGAUAGGCAUAUAUUAACUAAAGAGUUACUGGGAACAAAUAUGCCUCAUUGAUAAUUGGUUCAGAAAACAAUUUUAAAAUCAAUAUUGUGACCCUCAAGCCAUUUUAUUUUAAUGUUACUAAGAUGCUCCUCUAGUCUGAGAUAUUAUUUUAGAACUUUGUGUAGAAUUACAACAUGCUUCUAACAGUAAGGUCAGUAAUGAACUUACUUCAAAAGCAUAAUCCUUAAUGUCUUAACAAAUUGGAUUUUUGGAUAUGAGACU